This is a messenger RNA of Nasonia vitripennis (jewel wasp), 1169 nucleotides long. It is a transcript of the gene mRpL22, whose product is annotated as 39S ribosomal protein L22, mitochondrial. The transcript has 5 exons. NCBI's taxonomy places the organism in Eukaryota, Metazoa, Arthropoda, Insecta, Hymenoptera, Pteromalidae. Gene Ontology annotation, biological process: ribosome assembly; translation. Gene Ontology annotation, cellular component: mitochondrial large ribosomal subunit; ribosome. Bases 465 to 1127 code for a protein of 220 amino acids. The record is from RefSeq and is a predicted model, not a curated record. Gene Ontology annotation, molecular function: structural constituent of ribosome.
CUAUAUUGCAAGAUAGCAUGAGCAUUGAUGUGUUUUACCGGGAAUGAAGGUUAUGUUCACGUGUUUAUCUUGUAUUUCCUUCGUAAUAAAUAAAUGUUUAAAGUAAAAAAUUGAAAUUUUCUCACCUAUGGGUGAAUGUUUUGUUAAGCAUUCGGAAGUGACACUUUUCGUACACGAUCGUGCUCCAAUUCUCAAAAGACGAGAAAAAUUCACGAGAGAUGCCAUGUUAAAUUUCGGAGCAACACAGACACUCUCGUCUGCUAUUCCAUGUAAAUAAACUUCUUCAAACGAAAGCAAUUCGGUUGGAUACUCGUGUUUUGCGAUAAAUAUUAAGUAUUCAAAUUAUUCAUUCGGAUCGGAGGUUAUGUGGAGAUAGUCAAUAUAAUAAUUACUUGAAAAAAUAACUCAGCUAUGUUGUCAUUUAUCGAAGUUUAAUUAAGAAAUAGGAAUUUUUUGUAAUUACAAUGAUCCAAAAUCUGGCUUUUCGUUUCCAACGACUGACGUUAAGUAACAAAUCCAUUUCUGGAGUGUUUGGGACUUUACAACAUGUUCAACAAAAGCAAUGUACGCAACAAAAUAACAUACAUAUAUCGGCAAUAAAUGCAGAAAAAGAAGAGGACACAAAAGGAUUUCUUCGUCAUAAUAAGAAAUUCUUUCCAUUACUAGGUCCUAAUGAAGAAAGAAGACCCGCUUAUGUCUGUCAUAAAAAAAGUAACAUAAGAUAUACACCUAAGAAGAUGUUGUAUGUGGCCUGGUUAGUAAGAGGAAUGACAGUAGAUGAAGCAAUCAAGCAAUUAAGUUUUAAUCUUAAAAAAGGUGCAGCAAUAGUAAAAGAAACUAUAUUAGAGGCACAAAAAUUAGCAGUAGAAGAACACAAUGUUGAAUUCAAAAGUAAUUUAUGGGUUGCGGAAUCAUUUUGUACAAAAGGGUAUGUAAUAAAAGGAUUGAGACGACAUGCUAAAGGAAGAACCGGAGAAAUAAGAUAUACUUUCUGUCAUUAUUACGUUCGUCUUGAAGAAGGAAAACCUCCAAAAGAUUAUUAUAAACUUAAUCCUAAGUCCUCUGAUGAAUUAUUAGAAGAUUGGAAAUCACAAAUGCGAAAACGCAAGGUUUACAACUCUUUGUAAUGUGUAUAUUUUGUAAGAAAAUAAAAUGUUGAUAUCUUUAAA